Molecule: messenger RNA, 1996 nt
Organism: Verruconis gallopava
Lineage: Eukaryota; Fungi; Ascomycota; Dothideomycetes; Venturiales; Sympoventuriaceae
Exons: 2
Coding region: 357-1940 (527 amino acids)
Biological process (GO): positive regulation of transcription by RNA polymerase II
Cellular component (GO): nucleus
Molecular function (GO): DNA-binding transcription factor activity; transcription cis-regulatory region binding
Source: RefSeq, a predicted model, not a curated record
CUCGUAGCGGCCCUUCCAGAGGUUUUGGGAGAUCUCGUCGAGGUUGCUAUACAUGUCGGAGGAGGAAGGUAAAAUGCAAUGAAGAACGUCCCGUGUGUGGGCAUUGCCGUCGCCUUCAGCUUGCAUGCAGCUAUGAACCUCUAUCUACUAGGCCGUUCGAUGCUUCCCCAAAACUGCCGGGUCAUCGACAAAACGCAUCUUUGCCUCGCGAGCAAAAUGCUGCACUUUUGACAGCCCAAUCCUUCUCUGCGCCUCAAGUGCGAGAUAACCCGAGCGAGUCGCGCAUUGUCAACACAUCUAGAGCUCAGAGCGUAAGCCAUGAUGGAGAUGCAGUGCCAGAUUACGAGUCCAAUUUGAUGGGGCAGAUAGUUCCAAACCUAAACUUCGAAGGUCAUCUGACAAGCCAGACAACACAACAGCGUAUGUCAGGCCCAGAUACCUGGGAACUCGAGCUACUAGGAGAGGACAGCCUUUGGGCAAAUAUUCCUAUUCUAUCAAACUUUAUUUCAGUGCAAGACUCGCCGCCAUACGAAUAUGUGUCCUCCCAUGAUGUUCCUCAGCCUUUAAUGAACCCUACUCUUUCUGGUAAUGGACAAUUUGUGAAUGGCAUGGCGGCAAACGGAACGGGAGGAAUGAUAAAUCAGGUACCAAAGCAGCACUCUUCUGAUCAAAGUACCUUUUUGCCCGCGGAUGAAAUCACUCUUUUGAGACAUUUUGUGGAUUUUGCCGUUCCACCAAUACUCAUAGGGGUAGAACCCAGAUGGAACUCAUCGCGAGAUGCGCUCCUUCGACUGUCAAAAUCAAAUCUUCCCUUGCGUCACGCUAUUUGCGCCUUCUCUGCUUUAUCACUUGAAGAAGCUGAGACAAGGACGUCAUCUGCAAGACAGUCAUCAACCUUCUAUUCCACUCUGGCAAUGACUGAAUUGAACAAGUUGCUUGAUGAGCAGGCAAAUGGAAAUGCUAGAUCAGACUCACAAGAAAGCAUUUUGGCAAGUAUAUUUUUCCUCUCUUAUGUUGAGCUGAUCGUCUCGAAUGCUCCUAAGCGUUCAGUCUAUUUAUUGGACCGAGCCCAUGCUCUACUGAGCAACAGAUCCUCUUCUGCUUCCCCGUUAUACAAUCAGCUACAGAUCUGGCUUAAAUUGUUGGAUGCGAAAGUUGUGAGUGCCGGCGGCAAAGGGAUCCAUUUGCACACGAAUCCGGACACUCAGGAUCUCGACAUUGUGCGCGAAAGCUAUGACUCGUCUGUGAUCUGCGAACAGUCCGGUGUAACCACUCCAAUUCUAGAAACAGAGGAGAUUCUGUUCAAUUCGUUAAACCGCCCAUCUUACAAUUUUUACGUGCAGGUUCUGAACUUUUCAGGCCGCAUUGCACGCUUAGACAAAUGGCAUCGCUCUCGGGGAUCCGUGCAAGACGAGCUCGAGGUAAUGCUCGCUGCAGAUAAGGUCAUACGGGACCUUAAUGCUCUCUGGACUCGAAGACCUGCAAUUAUUGACCUUGCAGAUCAGAGAGAGCAACUGCGGCAGUAUUUAGCCCCAAGCCUUGCAACUAAAGUCGAGCACCAUCUACGCACAUACACGGCAAACUACUACGCUUGUUUCAUCCACCUUCAGCGUGUCGCAUAUGCACAUUUGAAACCUAUCUCACAAAUAAAAACUUCUGUCGCAAAAAUUGUGCAUCUUUCUCGACUCACGGUAGAUGAGGGGCAUGCAUUGCCUGUGAGCAUGCUCUGGCCGCUGAUGAUGGCUGCAUGCGAAGCCGAGGAUGAAGAGACGCAAAAUUGGAUUAUCAAUUGCAUCGAGGGAAUGAAAAGUAAAGUUGGGAACGCGAUGAGAACAGCUAAGCUGGUUAGAGAGAUUGUGAAGAGACAAAAGAGUGGUCAGAGAGCAGAUGCUAGGACGGUCAUGCAUGAGGCAUUUGGAGCAGUCUUCGCCAUCAUUUGAACUCUCAACGGGAGCUCUUUCUAGACUUUCCUAUCACCUAAAUACUUAGACUACCC